This is a messenger RNA of Didymosphaeria variabile, 357 nucleotides long. RefSeq lists its product as uncharacterized. The transcript is spliced from 2 exons. Bases 1 to 357 code for a protein of 118 amino acids. Lineage: Eukaryota; Fungi; Ascomycota; Dothideomycetes; Pleosporales; Didymosphaeriaceae. The record is from RefSeq and is a predicted model, not a curated record.
AUGGCGCAUUACACGAUUGCGCGCCCUGAUCCUGCGAAUCCUCCUGCGACCGACGAAGGAGAUCAAGGCUCUCAACCGAACGUGUACAUGACACUGUUGGUCGGAAGCGCUUUAGUGCAUAUCGAUGUGCUCAGAGGCGAGGAAGAGAUGGGCAGCUUGGCGGGGUCGCCGCAGGUUUAUCUUCCGAGGGGUGACUCGAGGGUAUUUAUCAGCGGCCUGCUUGCAGACGGAACUGUACUAGAGGAAGGAAGUUACAGCCUGCGGGUGAAAGCAUUGAGGAUCUUUGGAGACGAGGAGAAGGAUGAAGACUGGGAUGUUGUGAAGACGGUGGAGUUUGGCAUCAAGUAUGCUUCUUGA